Messenger RNA from Dromiciops gliroides (monito del monte), 2356 nucleotides. RefSeq names its product sclerostin (gene SOST). The record is from RefSeq and is a predicted model, not a curated record. NCBI's taxonomy places the organism in Eukaryota, Metazoa, Chordata, Mammalia, Microbiotheria, Microbiotheriidae. Gene Ontology annotation, biological process: negative regulation of BMP signaling pathway; negative regulation of Wnt signaling pathway; ossification. The transcript is spliced from 2 exons. Gene Ontology annotation, molecular function: BMP binding. Bases 37 to 681 code for a protein of 214 amino acids.
GCUGAAGGUUUGGUUGCCCCUACCCUAGCUGGCACCAUGAAGUUCCCUCUAGUCCUCUGCCUGCUGUGCCUGCUGGUCCAGGUUGCCUUCCACUCUGUGCAAGGGUGGCAGGCCUUCAAGAAUGAUGCUACCGAAAUCAUCCCUGAGCUCAGUGAGCAGCCCGAACCUCCGCCUGACCUAGCCAACAGCAAUAACAAGACGAUGAACCGAGCGGAGAAUGGAGGGCGAUACCCACACCACCCCUUGGAGCCCAAAGACGCCUCGGAUUACAGCUGCCGGGAGCUACACUUCACCCGCUACAUCACUGACGGUCCCUGCCGUAGCGCCAAGCCUGUCACCGAGCUGGUGUGCUCGGGCCAGUGUGGGCCAGCGCAUCUGCAGCCCAAUGCCAUCGGGCGCAAAUGGUUGUGGCGCCAGAGCGCCGCGGACUAUCGCUGCAUUCCCGACCGCUACCGCACGCAACGCGUCCAGCUGCUAUGCCCGGGAGGCGAGGAGGCCCGGACUCACAAGAUCCGUGUCGUAGCCUCCUGCAAAUGCAAGCGCUACACCCGUUUCCACAACCAGUCGGAGCUCAAGGACUUCGGCAAGGAGGCUGCUCGGCCCUCCAAGAACAAGAAGCCCCGGCUGUCCCGGAUCCGGAGCAGCAAGUCCAAACAGCCAGAGCUGGAGAAUGCCUACUAGGGCACCCCUAGACCCUGCCCCAGGCCGCUUCUCCCUCCAAGACGUGCCAGAGCCGAGGUUGUCCUCCGAAGGCGUCUGGGUCUUUGUUUCUUUCUUUGUUUUGUUUUCUUGCCUGAAGCCCAGGGUAGGGUCUGUCUCCCCAAACCCCGAACUCUGAACCUUCUAGCGCAGAGGCUGAGGUAGACAGAUAGCCAGGCCACUGGGCAACUCGGAGGGGAGCGAGCACCGUGGAGUAGCCACGAGGAGGGCAGGGGGCCUCCUGCCAGCCUUUGAACAGGCAGGUGGGUCCUUUCUCUGGGAAGGGGAGAGCUGGGCAGGUAGGAUCUACAGGCACAGACAGACUCAGCCCCACCACCACUACGACUGGAGUUGGGCGGGGAGAGUCUCUUCACUACCCUUCGCUUCCGCCAAUUUGCUUAUACCCCAGGGGUUAAAAGAGAGCGCUUCAGAGCGAAUGAAUUAAGCCCAGGGCUUUGCAACUUUCAGUAAUAUCUGUGAUUUACUGAUUGGAAAAGAGACUUGAGCUUAGUCCUCCUUUGUCUCCUGGUCCCAAUUCCACUCAAAGGCCUUUAAGGUGUAAACAUCAUGUUGUCAAAAAGGAACCCCAACCUUUAAAUAGGAAGGGGAGAGAAAAUGGACAAGAUGAUCUUGAGGAACGUAGCCAACUUUGAGAAUCUGAGCUAUGAGAUCAUCUCUCCCUCCUAACAAAACCUAAUUCUGUUCACUAGUGUUCCAGGAGGGUGGGGAGAUGGUCUCUUUCACAGCCUGACUUUCCAGUUCAGUUUUAAACAAAUUCUUUGCCUUCAGAGAGGUGGUUGCCGAGUUAAUAUAGUUUGCAAAGCUUGUGAACUUUCAUUUUCAGCCACCACUAAAUUGUCAGCUGGGUGAGGAGACGGGCUAAUUCCCAACACCAAACGGGAGCAGAGUAGGGAAGAAAUAACAGUACUGGGCUCUUUAGAGUAAGCCAGGAGUGAGGGUGGUGGUGGGGAAAGCAGCUGGAGAAACCUUGGCCCUCCUUCCCCAAAGGAUAGUUCUAUUCCUGACCUAACCUUUUCUUUCUUAUAGUAAAUAACUUCUGCAAAGUUCUCUUGUGACCCAGCCCCCCUCCCGCCCACCCCAGUAACUGGGGUCUAUGCCCACAGGGCUUCUUGGCAGAGGCCAGAGUUGCUUCAAUGUAAAAGAUGAGCCAGUCAAAAGGCCUGGUCCAUGAACAUGUAGUUCACUGGCACAUUCUUGUCCUGAAAAUAGCUUAGCACCAUGCAUACAUGUGUUGAUGCUCCUUUCAUUAAAGGAUUAUUAUUAGAAAGCAAAAACAACAAAAAAAUUGCAACUGCUGUACAUAUGCUGAAAAACCACAAAAUGCAAUAACUAAAAUCCAAAAGUCUUUUGGUGAAAUAUUUCCAGACACUUCUUUCUGUAUAAUUUUAAAAAUGUUUUGUUGUGUGUGUGUAAAUGUGUGUUUUUAAGUGUAUUCAAUGUGAAAGCCUGCAGGUCUGGUAGCUUGCAUCUGCAGUCCCUCCAGGUGGGACCCUGACCCAGGAAUGAAAGUAAUUGUUUUUAAAAGAAUAAGUUACAUAUUUAUUUUCUCGUUUAAGUUAUUUAUGCAAAGGUAUUUUUUCUCAUAGAGAACAAAAAUUAAUAUUGCUUUAUGGAAUAAGUCUGGUCUUUCGGGAUU